Messenger RNA from Podarcis lilfordi (Lilford's wall lizard), 18642 nucleotides. The record is from the annotation of a GenBank genome assembly. Lineage: Eukaryota; Metazoa; Chordata; Lepidosauria; Squamata; Lacertidae.
CUCUGCUUUUAAGUAACGCAUUGACUUCACUGUCUACUUUAUACUCCCACAGGUUGCGAAUAAAAUAAGAAACCAGUUCAAUGGCUCCUAAAAAGCCACCAGGUAAAUCCCUUCGGUUACUAUUUUCUCUUCACAGGAACACAGAGAUCUGCAGACUUGAUAUGUUCCCUCCAAUACAUUGUACUGUAGACAAUUGACAGAGCUGAGAUAUUUCGGGCUGUUGCUCGAUGUUUAUUUUUAUGUUGAUCAUCUCAUCUCAUCAUAUAACAUUACUAUACUCAUCCUGUCUUUAUAUAGAUAAGCCAGAGAAAGCUGAACCACCCGCAGGAGACAAGGCUGCAAAAGCACCAGGUCUGUAUGCUCAUUAGCACAUGGAGGAGGAAGGAACAGUAAAGGAAAGUUGUGAUGGGGAGGACCAGAGUGAGGACAAGCAUAUUCUAUAGGUCCAGGGCAUCCACCACGUCCAACUGAGGAGCAAUGAACUUGAGUUUGUGUCCACCAUCUGCUGCUGGCAGUGAACAGCCCCAGCUGGAACUGAAAGCUCUCCUUGAUGUGCCCUCACCCUCACUACAACCCAUCCACUGCUGCAGCCCCUUCCACUUACUUGAUGGAGGGCAGCCAGAUGGAACUCCACAACCCCAAUCUUCCCAUGAGUAUGCUGUGUUCUUGUUCCAGGCCAGGGUAACAGACACAUUGAGGGUGUCCAAUCCACUCUGCUAGUUGAGGAUCAACUUCUUGACGUGAAGUCUCUCCUCAGCUCUACCUUUCACUAUAAGAACAUUAUGCUUAGUGGGCAGAGUGGGACACUUAAUCUCAGGGUCAUGGGUUUGAGACCCACAUUGGGGAAAGAUUCAUGCAUUGCAGGGGGUUGGACUAGAUGACCCUCGUAGUCCCUUCCGCCUUCGUCUAUUAUUCUAUGAGAACAUAGCAAGAGCUUGCUGGGUCAGACCAAGAUCCUUCUAGUCCCAGGUGAUGUCUCUUCAUGGUCCUGAGGCCUCCAGACAGGGAACACGGGCAGAAACGUAUCUUCAAGAAGCAAUACUUCCAUGCCAGAUUCCUUCAUCCACUUUACCUUCCAAGGGUCUGGCCCCCUGGCAUUUCACAGUGGAGCAACCCCCCACCAUGGGUUUAGGAAGCUGACUGCCAUAUGUUGAUCUAGAUGGGUUGCCAGAGAUCAUAAGGAAUUUCUUGACUGGGGUGGCACUGGGAUGUUGUCUGUUGAUGGCUAAAGCAGUAUUUUCUCUCCUCCUGUCCAUCAAGGAGAACUAACACCUUUGCAGGAAAAAGUGAAAAAGUUCUUCGAAUCUUCAUAUUCCCUGUAUGUUGGUGCAGUGCUUGUGAUGGGCUCCGUUAUAGGGGCAAUAAUGCUGACCUAUCUGUGUAAGUUCCAGUCUUCUAGGAAAAUAUAAAAGGGUAAUGGGCAGAAUUACAAUUCACUCUUGCUUGCUUCAUUUCAGUGGAGACGUUUAAAAGGAAAGGAUAGGUUCUGGUCUCCACUAAGCCCUUUCACCUCCUGAUUUCAGUUGGUGAGAUAAACAUUUAAUGUACUCUCUCCCAUUGAAACCAGUGGCACCGUAGGGUUGUCCGUGAAGACAUGCUCAGAGACUUUUAACUGGUUUGUUAAAAAAAGGCAAAGGACUCCAGACAGUUAAGUCCAGUCACAUAGAACUCUGGGGUUGCGGCGCUCAUCCCACUUUACUGGCCGAGGCAGCCGACAGUUGUCCACAGACAGUUUUUCUGGGUCAUGUGCCCAGCAUGAUUAAGCCACUUCUGGCGAAAACAGAGCAGAGCACGAGAAUGCCGUUUAUCUUCGCGCUGCAGUGGUACCUAUUUAUCGACUUGCACUGCAUGCUUCCAAACUGCUAGGUUGGCAGGAGCUUGGACUGAGCAAUGGCAGCUCACCCCCUCACCGGAUUCGAACCGGCGACCUUCCAAUCAGCAGGCCCUAGGCUCAGUGGCUUAGACCACGGCACCACCCGUUUCCCAACUGGUUCUUCUGGGAGCUCUUCUGGAAUGUGCCUUGCUCCUUUGUACUCAGGCGAUUAACCCCUUCCUUGGAUGAGCACACUGCAACCUCUACCAUCUGUUGCGGCCUAGGGUCCUCAAAUCUGAGAAGUACCCAAAGCAGCUACACUACCUCACGGAUGAAGCAGGUUGGGGGCCAGACUGUUGCUUUGGGGAGCCUGUAGAAAACCUUCCUAAUGUUCAUGGCCCAGCGUAAAUAUGUGCAUUCAGCUGUUCCUUUCUUGACAAAUCUGGACUGUGAGAGUGGGGUAGACCCAACCCUGGUCAGCCAAGCCAAGCCCACCUGGCGGCAGCUAUCCUGCUACUGAAAGAGACUCAGUCAGGGGGAGGCAGGGGCAUUCCGUGGUGGGGGGGCAGCUGCAUUGGGUGUCAUUCCAAAGGGGGGAGGACAAAAUGCCAACCCCCAAUCAGCAGUGUCUCCCGGGGCGCGCCCUACUCACUGUGCACCGACCCCAGCGGUAUGCAUCCCCCCAGGAAGCACGCCACCCCUACGGGCGGCAUUCCAUGCCCCCGGGACGGGUGCCAUGACCUCCGGGACGCACCCCGUGGGUGGCACUCCACACCCCCUGGGACGAGUGCCGCUCCAGGUACCGGAGCAGGUUGCUUCACCUCUGGGGGAAGGAGAGCUUCGCAAGGCUGAAAUGCUUUCUUCAACUCCCAAGGGUAUCGAGAGGCUGGAGUACCCACAGACGUCCUGGAGAACACCUCAGUCAAGUGUCAGGUGGAGGGAGGAGGGGAUUCUAGGUCUCGAUCUCCUUGUCAAGAUGAGGGAGCCAUCAUGUUCAUCUCCUGUAAGGGCCCGGCACCUCUGCAAUUCAGAAUACACACACCCCCACACACUCAUUCCUAUAUCUAUCUAUCUAUCUAUGAAGAUAUUGGGCUAAGGACUCUAAAUUAGAUCUUGAGGCUUGAAAAUGAACCUUCCUAGAGGAGAAAUUCUUCCUUUACGAAUUUUGGGAAGUACAUUACAUAUUGGAACUUAUACGACAGAAGUCUCAUUCCAAAUGCAACUUAAUCCCUUCCAAAGGGGUGCUGGGGGAAGCAAAGCUAUUCUCCCACAUGCAAUGAGCAACUUUCCCCAUCAUCACCUUUAGAUGUUAAGGAAGUGCAAAGGAGAGCCAUAUUUGAAGAAGGAACGACAAAGAUUCUGCAAAUGGUAGAAGACACCUUUCCGGAUCUUUUUGAGGCAGAUGGUAAGUCAUAUGUUACUUUUUGUCUGCACAGAAGCUCCUUCCACAGCCAACCAUUUCUUCUCAUUACUCAGUUCAGGGAAGUCGAAGAGGAAUGGGUGGGUUGCCUCAAGCUCAUUCUAUUCUCAACUUCUCCAUAAGCAUGGUGUGUGUGUGUGUGUGUGUGUGUGUGUGUGUGCCGUGUUGGUGGAAAAAUAUAUUGAUAUAAGAAAGAAAAUUCCUGAAUUCCAGUCUCCAAGUUUGGGGCAAGUACCCAUUGGUGAGAGAACCCAGCAGAGAUUCACAGUCACAAAAUAUGCAGCAAAUGUCAGCAUGAAAGUAUAGGCUGCUAGACCUUUAAAAUAGGCUCUUCCAAGUGAGUUCCAAAGUUUCCCUCUUCCCCCAGUAAACAAGAACACACACUUGGUAAGUUAAAGAAUGCUUUGCUUACAAACUCUUCAAAGGUCAGAGCCAUGUGCUUUAGAAAAGGUGCCCGGCAGGGAAACUAGGCUUAGCAACAAUGUGGAGGAAUAUCCUAGAGUAUUGGAACAAGAACUCAAGAGUGGCUCAUGAGGAGCAUGUGGCUGAGCUUGAGCAAUCAGAUCAAACCAGGAAAACUUAGCUUAGCAACAAUGUGGAGGAAUUUCCUAGAGUAUUGGUACAGGAACUCAAGAGUGGCUCAUGAGGAGCAUGUGGCUGAGCUUGAGCAAUCAGAUCAAACCAGGAAAACGUAGCUUAGCAACAAUGUGGAGGAAUUUCCUAGAGUAUUGGUACAGGAACUCAAGAGUGGCUCAUGAGGAGCAUGUGGCUGAGCUUGAGCACCCAGAUCAAACCAGGAAAACGUAGCUUAGCAACAAUGUGGAGGAAUUUCCUAGAGUAUUGGUACAGGAACUGAAGAGUGGCUCAUGAGGAGCAUGUGGCUGAGCUUGAGCACCCAGAUCAAACCAGGAAAACGUAGCUUAGCAACAAUGUGGAGGAAUUUCCUAGAGUAUUGGUACAGGAACCCAAGAGCUUGAGCUUGAGCAACCAGAUCAAACCUCAUCACAUACUGAGCUUCUCAAGCAGCCUGGGGAAAAACAAUAGGCUUGAUUACCUAUUUCUUCCCAAUGUAGCUGAGUCUGGCAGACCAGCAUACUCUAUGGCUUGAAUACCUUAAUACAUUAUUUAGAGUUAAGCAUGUUGGUUAUACGAGGCUGAUUAACCUAUGUUUUGGAGUUUCAGAGUUGGAAGGGAUCACAAGGGUCUUCUAGCUGAACCCCAUGCAGUGCAAGAAUCUUUCACCCAAUUGGGGGUUCAAAUCCACAACCCUGAGAUUAAGAGUCUCAUGCUCUACUGACUGAGCUAUCCAGAAGCUCCAGGAAAGGAGUCCAGCUCAGUUGAUGUGCAAAUGCCAUUGUUGUUGUUGUGCUAAAAAAGGCCCCAGGUUCAAUUUUCAGCAUCUCCAGGCAGAGGUGGGAAUGACCUCUUUCAGAAGCCCUGGAGAGCCAUUGCUAGUCAGUGCAGACAAUUCUCAUCUAGAUUAAUGAAUGGUCUGAUUCUGUAUAAGGCAACUUCCUAGGUUCCUAUAUAUGAAAAGUAAAUAUUAGAUCUUGAGAAACAUGGCUUUUCAGUAUCUGUACAUGGCUGUUUGAGAUUCCUCCCAACUUCAAUUGUUGCCACUCUCUUAGAUAUCACAAAAUUCAAGAAAGCUGAGAAUAUAUCUGCGGCAAUAUCCGAAGAGAAAAAGAAAAUCAGCGAACUACAGCAGGCUAUUAGUAAGUUACUCAGAAACCACUUUUAUCGGUCAACGUCAAGGUGCCAGAACCUUUGAGGCAAUAGGCGAUUUCAGAACCAUUGGGAUGGACUUCUCUUUUCCAUUACAGGCUAGAAUGGCACAUUCUGGUGCCAAUCCCGUUUUGAAAUAUCAGUCAGAUUAGCACAGCUGGAAACAGAGAAUGGGUAGCUUUCUUCAGGUGUUUUAAGUGAGCACAUGUGCAGAGGGCUGUAGGGAUGAGCAUACUAGCUCUGGCCCACUAGGGCCCUUCCCUGUGAAACUGCAGGGUGACCGUCUCAAGCUGCAAACCAGCAACAUAGGUAAGGUCACAAGUUCUCUGUGUACUAUGUACAAGUUCUCUAUUAGGUACAGGAUUUUAAAUAGUAUGGACACAGUCAAAAGGCCAUGUUGUUGAGCCUUUCUGGGCAACAGCUCCAUUACAGUGGAAACCUAGCCAGAUGGGCGUGAUAUAAAUAUUUUAUUAUUAUUAUUAUUAUUAUUAUUAUUAUUAUUAUUACGGAUGUCUGGUUAAUCCUGUUGGGAUACUGCCAGGGAGAUAAAGUCCAUCAUGGCCCCCAAGCCGGCUGCCGGACGAUCCAUCGAUCUCCCGUAGACACGCAGUAUCAGCAAUUAGCGACAUGAGCUCCAGAACAUUCUAGAGCCGAUGCACACUCUCUAUCAGCAGAUAAUGCACAGCAAAAGUCGCACUCAGGAGAGCAUUAUUUACAAGUUUUAUUCAGCGUUGAUCAGAACAAAGAAAAACAUGACUGCCUGCUUCAGUGUCUACGACACAGAGAGAGAAACGAAAGCAACAACAGAAACAUCCUGUGGAAACAGGAAAUACGCAGACUCUGACUCACAAAGCCUGCUCCCUUUUAAGGUGGAACGGAAAUAUCCUAACAAAUCCCAUAGUCCUUUGAGGACUGGUGCAUUAGCAUGUCUGUUGAGGCAUUUGUCCUGAGGGCCAAAUACUGAACCUGACUCAUGAAUCAAAGACCAGUCCCCACAUGUCCUCCUUUCCAUGCUAAGGGAAUUCAUCCUGAGCCUGUGAAGUAAGAAAAAAGUAUUUUCUUUCCCAUCAUGUCAGUACUACAGCUUUUGUUUCCUAUAUUUUCUUUCCUACUGUUCAAAUGGUGGGUCGUUCUAGGUUUUUUGGUAUAUACUCUGUACUCAAAAACAGUUCUGAAACUGUCUAGAAGGAAUUGGCUACAGCAAGGUCGAAUUUCACAGGAGACCUGGUGGAGCUCCCUUGCACCUCUCAGUCUGUGUCUGGUACUUUGGGCUGUGGACCCAAAUCUGUUAGAAAGCUGGCUAGUGAAUUUUUAAUGGGCGCAAAAAGAGAAAGAGGGAAGGAAAUGAAUGGUACUACUCAGACCAAAUAAGCUAUGCGCAGAUCCCUGAGCAAAGAAGUUCAUAGAAUCAUAGAAUCAUAAAAUCAUAGAAUCAUAGAAUCAUAGAGUUGGAAGAGACCACAAGGGCCAUCGAGUCCAACCCCCUGCCAAGCAGGAAACACCAUCAGAGCACUCCUGAUAUAUGGUUGUCAAGCCUCUGCUUAAAGACCUCCAAAGAAGGAGACUCCACCACACUCCUUGGCAACAAAUUCCACUGUCGAACAGCUCUUACUGUCAGGAAGUUCUUCCUAAUGUUUAGGUGGAAUCUUCUUUCUUGUAGUUUGGAUCCAUUGCUCCGUGUCCGCUUCUCUGGAGCAGCAGAAAACAACCUUUCUCCCUCCUCUAUGUGACAUCCUUUUAUAUAUUUGAACAUGGCUAUCAUAUCACCCCUUAACCUCCUCUUCUCCAGGCUAAACAUGCCCAGCUCCCUUAGCCGUUCCUCAUAAGGCAUCGUUUCCAGGCCUUUGACCAUUUUGGUUGCCCUCCUCUGGACACAUUCCAGUUUGUCAGUGUCCUUCUUGAACUGUGGUGCCCAGAACUGGACACAGUACUCCAGGUGAGGUCUGACCAGAGCAGAAUACAGUGGCACUAUUACUUCCCUUGAUCUAGAUACUAUACUCCUAUUGAUGCAGCCCAGAAUUGCAUUGGCUUUUUAGCUGCCGCGUCACACUGUUGGCUCAUGUCAAGUUUGUGGUCAACCAAGACUCCUAGAUCCUUUUCACAUGUACUGCUCUCAAGCCAGGUGUCCCCCAUCUUGUAUUUGUGCCUCUCAUUUUUUUGCCCAAGUGCAAUACUUUACAUUUCUCCCUGUUAAAAUUCAUCUUGUUUGUUUUGGCCCAGUUCUCUAAUCUGUCAAGGUCGUUUUGAAGUGUGAUCCUGUCCUCUGGGGUGUUAGCCACCCCUCCCAGUUUGGUGUCAUCUGCAAAUUUGAUCAGGAUGCCCUUGUGUCCAUCCAAGUUGUUGAUAAAGAUGUUGAAUAAGACCGGGCCCAAGACAGAACCCUGUGGCACCCCACUAGUCACUCUUCUCCAGGAUGAAGAGGAACCAUUGAUGAGCACCCUUUGGGUUUGGUCAGUCAGCCAGUUACAAAUCCACUGAGUGGUAGCAUAGUCAAGACCGCAUUUUACCAGCUUCUUUACAAGAAUAUCAUGGGGCACCUUGUCAAAUGCCUUGCUGAAAUCAAGGUAGGCUACAUCCACUGCGUUUCCUUCAUCUACCAGGCUUGUAAUUCUGUCAAAAAAUGAGAUCAGGUUAGUCUGACAUGACUUAUUUUUCAGAAAUCCAUGCUGACUAUUGGUGAUCACAGCAUUCCUUUCUAGGUGCUCACAGACUGUUUGCUUAAUGAUCUGCUCCAGAAUCUUCCCUGGUAUUGAUGUCAGACUGACUGGGCGGUAAUUAUUUGAGUCCUCUCUUUUCACCUUUUUGAAAAUAGGGACAACAUUUGCCCUCCUCCAGUCUGCCGGGACUUCGCCUGUUCUCCAAGAAUUCUCAAAGAUGACUGCCAGUGGUUCUGAGAUCACAUCUGCCAGUUCUUUUAAUACUCUUGGAUGCAGUUCAUCUGGCCCUGGAGACUUGAAUACAUCUAAACUAGCCAAGUAUUCUUGUACUAUCUCCUUAGUUAUUCUGGGCUGUGUUUCCUUUGCUGAAUCAUUUGCUCCAAAUUCUUCAGGUCGGGCAUUGUUUUCUUUAUCGGAGAAGACUGAGGCAAAGAAGGCAUUGAGGAGUUCAGCCCUUUCUGUGUCCCCUGUUUGCAUUUCACCAUCUUCUCCUCUGAGUGACCCCACUGUUUCUUUGUUCUUCCUUUUGCUACGAACAUACCCAUAAAAGCCUUUUUUGUUGCUUUUAACCUCUCUAGCAAGCCUGAGUUCAUUCUGUGCUUUAGCUUUUCUGACUUUGUGUCUACACGUGCUGGCUAUUUGUUUGAAUUCCUCUUUGGUGGUUUCCCCCCUUUUCCAUUUUUUGUACACAUCCUUUUUAAUCUUAACUCAGUUAAAAGUUCUUUAGAUAGCCACCCUGGCUUCUUUAGGCACCUUCCAUGUUUCCGUCUCAUUGGUAUUGCCUGACGUUGUGCUUUUACUAUCUCCCUCUUAACAAACUCCCAGCCAUCAUGAACUCCCUUUCCCUUUAGUAUUACUGUCCAUGGGAUCUCACCCAGCACUUCCCUAAGUUUUAUGAAGUCGGCUUUCUUAAAGUCAAGAAAUUGAGUCCUAGUAUGCUUGGCUGCUCCUUUCCGCUGUAUAGUAAACUUCAGAAGAGCAUGAUCACUCGCGCCUAAUGAUCCUUCCACUUCUACCCCACUAACCAGGUCAUCAACAUUGGUUAGGACCAGAUCUAAAAUGGCUGUUCCUCUUGUUGCUUCUCCCACUUUCUGGACAAUGAAGUUGUCUGCAAGGCCAGUGAGGAAUCUGUUUGACCUUAUGCUCUUGGCUGAGUUUGACAUCCAACAAAUAUCUGGGUAAUUGAAGUCCCCCAUUACUACUAUCUCCUUCCUUUUGCAUGCUUGGCCAUCUGUUCCAGGAAGGCAUCAUCUAUGUCCUCCGUUUGGCUUGGGGAUCUAUAGUAAACUCCCACAAUGAGGUCACUGUUAUUCAUCUCUCCCUUAAUUUUGACCCAAAUGCUCUCACUUUGGCUUUGAGGUUCUAAAUCUUGGAUCUCUUCACAGGUAUACACAUCCCUGACAUAUAAUGCCACUCCUCCUCCUUUUUUGUCUGGUCUGUUUCUCUGAAAUAGAUUGUAUCCCUCCAUUAUUACAUUCCAAUCGUGGGACUUAUCCCACCAGGUUUCAGUGAUGCCUAUUAUGUCAUAUUUAGUUUGCUGUACCAAGAGCUCAAGCUCAUCUUGUUUAUUUCCCAUGCUUUGCGCAUUAGUGUACAGACAUUGAAGUCCAUUAAUCAUUCCCCGUGUCUCUUAUUUAAGGAUUUUUUCCUCCCACCACUAGGUCUGCGUGCUGUUUGCUCCAUUUGGUCUAUGACAUUUGGAUGAUCAUCUUCAUCAAUUGAUAGACUCCUACCUUCAGGAGCACUGUCUCCCUCCCCACAUUAGUCAGUUUAAAGCCCUCCUGAUGAGGUUUCUGAGAUUUUGGCAAAAACAUUUCUCCCAACCGUUGUGAGGUGCAGCCCAUCGCUUGCCAGAAGUCCAUCUUCAAGAAACUGCAGUCCGUGAUCUAAGAAUCCAAACCGUUCCUGUUUACACCAUUUGCGAAGCCAGCUGUUCACUUCCACUAUUUUCCCCUCUCUCCCUGGGCCACGUCGUUCAACUGGGAGGACAGAUGAGAUGACAAUUUGUGCAUUUAAUUGCUUCAAUUUCCUGCCCAGAGCCUCGUAGUCUCUUUUGAUCUUCUGGAGGCUAUUGCUUGCAGUGUCAUUGGUUCCCACAUGAACCAAGAGGAAGGGGUAUUUGUCAGUGGGUUUAAUGAUUCCUUGCAGUCGUUCAGUUACAUCUUGGAUCUUAGCCCCGGGGAGACAGCACACUUCCCGAGACAUCUUGUCAGGCCCACAGAUCACUGCUUCUGUUCCCCUCAGUAGGGAAUCCCCUAUCACCACUACACGCCUCCUCUUAGGUUUGGUCGGGGUUCUUCCGUGAGCUCUCCAUUCCAAGGUCACCUGCACAUUCCCUGAGGACUGACUUUGCUGCUUGUCUUCAUAUACCUGAUCGACUGUAAUGAGGGAGAGAUCCUCAAAUGGAGUCUGCUCUUCAUCUUCCAUGCUAGGGGAGAGGACCUCAAAGCGAUUGUGUAUUUCUAAACAAUCAGAGCGAACCCUGGGCCUCCUACUUCUUUGAGUCACGUUUCUCCAUAUAUCUGGCUCCUGUGUUGGUGAACUAGCCUCCUUCUCAGGGGAGUCCCCUGUCUCCUCCUUGGUGGAGACAGUGUGCUCUGUUGCUUCCAAGAAGAGCUCCAGCUCUCUAAUUCUUUGGAGCGUAGCUACACGUUCCUCCAGUUGCUGGACUUUGUCUUUUAAGAGGGCAAUCAACAUGCAAUUGCUGCAGGUAAAGCUGCCUGCAACCUUUGGCAAGAUGGCAAACAUUGCGCAGGAACCGCAGGUGACUGCAGCUGUUCCCUCCCCCUCCAUGUUGAGAACGUGUCGUUGGGGGUGGCUACAGCGGUCCUCCAUUAUAAAAAGCGUGAAGACAGGACAAAUAACUCCCCCCACAAAAAACCUAGGUCUCCCCCAACAAAUGUUUGAGACUAGCUCCCCUAAAUCUAAAAGAUGGAUCAAACUGGGCACGCCGCUAGGCGCGCGCCGCUGCCCUACAAGCUCUGAUAAGCUAAGUUAUAUGCUGACAAGGCCUCACUCCUGUCAGCAAUCAUGCUGCAGCAUUCAGCACCAACUGCAGUGCGUAGCCAGUGGGUCCUAGUGGGUCUUUGAGGACAAUGCUAGAUUUUCUUCAGUGGGGGUGGUUCCCCCACCCAAGGUGCUCCCAAGGUUCCCCCUAAUGUCAUUAUUUUAAACUCCUACAAGCUGGCUUCUACUACAACCUCACUUGUCCUUUCUCUCUUUUUGUUCCUCUCACAUUCUGGGCAUUACUCAAAGGUGACAUUCACCACAGGUUACGUGAGGAAUGGAUUGUUUGGCAUGGAGCCCUAUAUUUAUUUGACUUCAUUGCCACCCCAAGGACUUGGAAACAGUGCGUACAAUACUGCGAAAGGAUGAAAUACGAUACAAAAUUGUUAUGUGUUGAAAGUGAGGAGGAGGAGGUGAGCAGAUCAUGCAAUAAAUUCUUCAGAGACAAUGGAGGAGUGUGACUUUGGGGGUAGAUUUCAGCAUCUGCCGUGGUUGUAGAGACUGAUAAGGGACAGACAUGAGACCUGGGAAACCGGGAUUUGAAUCCCCACUCUGCCAUGAAGCUUACUGGUCAGGACUGCCUUUCAUCCUAACUUACCCCACGGGACUGUCGUGAGGACAAAUGGGGAGAGGAGACGGGCAUGCAGCGCCUUGAGCUCCUUUGGAGGAAAAGGUGGCAUAUUAGUAUUAGUAUUUAUUUAUUCCAUUUAUUCCAUUAUCAUAAGAGCCCAGGGUGGUGUACAACAUUUUAAAAAAUUACAUAUUUUUCAGUGAUAGAAACACAAUAGUUCAGGAUACAAUUGUAUGGGGAGACCAGGAAUAAUGAGACCUGGGAAACCGGGAUUUGAAUCCCCACUCUGCCAUGAAAUAAUAAAAAAGCAUACUAACAGACAGCCUAAUAAUAAAACAAUCAUAAUAACAGUCCUCUCCCCCACACUUUUACAGGCUAUAGAUUACUUUACAGCCUGGGGAAAGAGGAAUGGUUUUGCCCGAUGCCUAAAGGCAUGUAAUGAUGGCGCCAGAGAAGCCUCUCUGGGAUGAACAUUCCAUAAUUGGGAGCCACCACAGAAAAGGCCCCUUCUCUUUUUGCAAUCCUUCUAACCUCUCCGGGACAUUGCGGAGGGCCUCAGAUGACAAGCACAGGGUAUGGUGGGUUCCUAAGGGGAGAGGCAAUCCUUAAGGUAUUGGCUCCUGAGCCAUGUAAAGCUUUAUAGGUCAACACCAGCACUUCGAUUUGGACUACUAAUCACCAGCCAGUGCAGUUGUGCCCUGAUUGGUGUUACAUGCGCAAACUGUCUUGUUCUGGUGAUCAAUCUGUCCAUUGCAUUUCUACCAGCUGAAAUUUCCUGCUCCUCAAUGAGACCAAAACCUAGGCAUUUUUGCUCCUUCGUUUCCCCCUUAUCUAGACUUUCUUCUUUUCUGUGAUGUAGGCCUUUGCUGUAGCCAUAGUGAAGCCCAGACCGACCGAUUAUUUUAUUGGAAUUUCCCUGGUAGGCUCAGAUUGGCGCUGCUAUCAAAAGGACUUUCGCAUCGAGACUCUGUAAGUCCAAACUCCUCCUCAUCUGGGAACUUUCAUAACCAAUAAGUAUUUGAAGAGAGCCAAGAUGUUUGUGUGUUUAUAUUGUUCUUUAUUAUGAUGGUUUAAUUUAUAGACCAAUUCGUUUCCAGAGAGCUUCAAAGUGCUUUACAAAAUACAAAAUUAAAAUAGAAAAGAACAAAAUGCACGGCAGGAAAGGUGUGAUUAAAUGAGCCUCUCACACCACCUUUGUUGCCAAGCUGCAACACAACAACCCUGCAGUGCAACCAGUGGGAUUUAUUCUCUGGCCGUUGCUGCCACCAACCCUUCCACUUCCUCCAGCAGUCCAGAGGGAAGGGACCUGGGGUGCACCAAAGCAAUUGCUUUUCAGUCGGGGCUGAAGUGGAUGAGUCCAGUUGGUGGCACUGGCUCAAGGACGAUGCUGACAUUGGUUAUGGGCCCAGUCGUCGUUCCAGUCGUCUGACCAGUCGCUGUUCCAGUCAUCCCAGUCGCCAGAGGUUUCUGUUGCUGAUUGCCGGACGGCAGAACGGAGGCUGCAUGCUGGACUGAUUUGCGGUGCCCAGAAGCAGAGCUGUUUUGGAGCAGAGUGUUCAAGCUGCCGCUGUUGCUGUUGCUGCUGCUUGAUUUAUGGAGGUAUGUUGCUGACUGCCAAAGAAAGAAGAUAGCAUCCCUGUUUGCCUAUUAAUUGCGCUCUGAGUGGGAGAGAGAGUGGCUGAAGGAGUCCAAGGUUUUAUCUGUGUUGCACGAGGGAAAUGUCUUGCUUUAAGUAAUAGCAGACAUGGCCUGUGCACAUCCUGGCCAGAUGGCUCUGUCCUUUCCUCUCCUCACGCCUGAAACCUAUUCAGUUUGGCAGGUCAAUAUGAAAGUGCUUUUACAGAGGGAAAAGCUAUUCUACACUAUAGAAGAUGACCUUCCCAAUAAGGAUGAUGAUGAUUGGCCUGAGUGGCAUGCUGCAGACAUGAAAGCCCAAGGGACAAUUGUUUUGAGUGUUGCAGACCACUUGUUGGUGAACUUAGAGGGGCAAGAGACUGCACGAGCUGUUUGGCAUAAACUGAGAGAUAUGCAUUUGAGGCAGAAUGCUGGUUCCAGUGUAAUUUUCUUCAAGAAGCUGUGCAGGCUGCAGCUGGAGAAAGGUGGUGAUUUGCCUAGCCAUCUAUCUCAGUUAAAACGCCUCAGACAGGACCUUGUUCAGCGAGACCUGGCUAUUUCAGAGGCUGUGUUUGCAAUGCUAAUGAUAAAUAGCCUAGAUGAGUCUUAUGAUGGAGUAGCUGCCCAGAUUUCUACGAUGCCUUCUGACCGGCUAACAGAAGAUUAUGUGUCUAGCGUGCUCUUGAAUGAGUGGGAUCGCAGACAGGCUGUUAAAGAAAGCCGAGACAAUGGUGCUGUUAAAAAUGUGCUUGCAAAUGUGCCUGAGUUUUCAGCAGGGGAAAGUGAAAGUGAAACUGCUGCUGUUAAAGCUUUGAAAUUGAAGCGGUGCUUUUCGUGUGGAGCACAAAGCCAUUUGAGUUUCCAGUGCAGCAAGAAAUCUUCAAAGAAGAAGGGAAACUUUAAAGGCAGAGGGGGAGGAGGACGAAAUCCCCAAGCACCUGCUACUUCAAAGGCUUUGAUCUCUCGCUGCUCCAAUCAACGUGGGCGGAGUUUCUUUGUAGUCGACUCUGGCUGUUCCAACCACGUGGCCAAAGAUGAAAGUCUCUUUGUUCAGCUUGAGAAGCAAGAGAAAGAAAUUCAUCAAGCAGAUGGGACUGUUCUCACGAGUUUGGCUAAGGGAACUGUGUUUUUAAAGAGCCUGAAUGCUACUAUUAAGAAUGUCCUGUAUGCUCCUCAUAUUCAGGACAAUUUGUUGAGUGUUUCCCAGCUUGAUCGUCAGGGGUUUAAGGUGGUGUUUGCUAAAUCUCGUUAUGAAAUUCGUCAAGAUGGCAAGCUCAUUCUGUAUGCAAAAUGUGUAAAUGGUUUGUACCAAUUGCCUUUUGUUUCAGGUACAACUGCAAAAGCAACUGAGAAAGAGUGUUGCAAUUUAUCUGUUGAUAAGAAUGAGAAGUUGCAAAACCAAUGUAUUCAGGGUGUACCACCAAAAGGGUUUUCUAAAGAGUUCACUAAGGCUGCGGUCACAAGCAACUCUGGUGUGGUCUUUGAACCAGCCAAUUAUAAGGAAGUUAAAAAUCUAUCUGCAAAAGAUGCAGAACCUUGGCUGAAUGCCAUGAGAGCUGAGUUGAAUUCCCUGAAACAGAACAAUACUUGGGAAUUGGUUUCAGCAGAACCAGGUAUGAAGUGUGUAGACAGUAGGUGGGUCUACAAGGUAAAGACUGAUCAGAGCGGAAAAGUAGUCAGAUAUAAAGCCAGAUUAGUGGCGAGAGGUUUUUCUCAGACACUUGAUCAGGAUUACCAUGAAACGUAUUCUCCAACAGCAAGGUUUGAAAGUGUUGGACUGUUGUUGAAGAUAGCUGCCGAAGAGGGUAUGACGAUUUCCCAUCAUGACGUCAAUACUGCGUUUUUGUAUGGCGUUCUAAAUGAGAAUAUCUAUAUGUCACCUCCAGAUCGUGUGCAGAUAAAAGGAAUGGUUUGCAAGUUGAAAAAAUCCCUGUAUUGUUUGAAACAGAGUGCACGGUGCUGGCACACCAAGCUAACUGAAGUGCUGUUCUCCUUAUUUUUUGUGCAAGGAAAGGCUGAUUCGUGUGUUUUUGUUAAAGAGUCCAAUCAGCAUAAGCUUUAUUGCAUCUGUUUUGUAGAUGACAUAUUAUUUGUGUGGAAGAAUGAAAACAUCUACAAAAGCACUUUGGCAAAGUUGCAAAAGCAUUUUGAUUUAAAAGACCUAGGAGAAGUUAGCAAUUAUCUCUCUCUUGAGAUUGAGAGAAAUGCUCAGGGUGAAGUUUUGGUGCAUUAGUCACGUAAGAUCACUGAUGUAAUAGAGAAGUUGAACCUGACUGAUGCAAAUCCUGCGGAUACCCCUAUGGUCGCAGGUUAUCAGCAUGACACAAAUGCUGAGGUUUUUCCUGAUGUAACACUUUUCAGAAGUGUGUUGGGUAAACUUAAUUUCAUAGCAAGAUGUUCAAGGCCAGACAUUGCAGUGAGUGUGAAUUUAAUCAGCAGGUAUGCCAAUCAACCCACAGUUCAAGAUUGGAAAGCACUAAAACGGAUAGCAAGAUAUUUAAAAGGAACUGUGGAUUACAGAUUGAGACUUACAAGUCAAAAGUCUGGAGGUCUCGAGAUCUAUGCUGACGCCAGUUUCGGAAGUGACACAAUGGAUGGCAAAAGCACAUCAGGAGUGUGUUAUUUGUACAAUCAAUGUCUUUUUGAUUGGUGUUGCAGAAAGCAGGCAACAGUAAGCUUAAGUUCCUGCGAGGCAGAGCUUAAUGCUUUAACUCUUUCCCUGAUGGAUAUAGAGUGGUUGCAGCAACUGUUUAAUGACAUAAAAGUGAAGGUCGCUUUUCCUGUUCAGGUUUAUCAGGAUAAUAAAGCAUGUAUAACGUUGCUCCACUCAGAGGGAUGUAAACAAAGGACAAAAUAUCUGCUAAUCAAGCUCCAUCAAGCUAGAGAAUGUAUUCAAAAUGGUAUUGUAAAAGUGUCAUAUAUGCCGGGGAAAGAGAUACCUGCAGAUAUGUUAACAAAGGUUGUAAGCAGAGAACAACUUUUGGAGUGUGUGUGUAAAUUGCAGUUAUGUUUAGAUUCUUGAAUGGUUGGAUGAAAUGGGGGAGGAUGAGGAGAUUUCACCCCGCCCAUAUCCAAGAAUCUGCUGAUUUUCUCUGCUGAUUCUCCAGAGAGGAGGGAGAGUUUUCUGCUCUCUACUUAUUCCGCUCUAGCACCACAUCAAAGUGUCAGUGUCGGAGAGAGAGAGAGACUGAGUGUUAGAGAGAGAUUGUGUGUAUAAAUAAGGUUGCUGCUAAGAGCAGCUGCAGACACUCAGUGCAGUUCAGCAUUUUUCGUUUAGACCUCAUUUAGCUCUGUAUAUAGUUGUGUAUUAUAGUUGUAGAUAGAAUAAAGAAGAUAUUCUACAGAGCUGCUCUCCGAGUCGUUUAUGCUCUGCUAUACUCUGGUAUACUCUGCUGUGCAACGACUGUAUUCUUGUGGAAGUGAAUCCGGUGCUCACAGCUCUAAGCUGUGAGUCCACAGCACUUAGACCUGUUCCUGUGAGAAGGUGGUCUCUGGAAGUGCUACCCCAGAUCGCCUGGCCCAGUCGAGGCUGAAGUGGAUGAGUCCAGUUGGUGGCACUGGCUCAAGGGCAAUGCUGACAGGGUGCACCAAAGCAAUUGCUUUUCAAGCUUCUCUGAUGCUUUACCAGCAAUGUCCAAAGUCAGGCCCAGGGGCCUAAUCCAGCCCGCCGGUUAGUUUAAUAUGGCCCAUGCAGCAGUUUAUAUUCUGGGGUAAAAUCCUAAAAAAAGCUAAACAACUUCAAUCCAAAAAAAAGACAACAACUUUGGUCGGUCCUCACGCACGUUCACUUCAUCAAAUCUGGCCCUCUUAGAAAAAAGUUUGGACACCCCUGCUUCAAUCAGAGUGCAAAGGCAGCCCACACUCUGUGUGUUGGGAAUCCUGAAGGCCAAGACCCAAGUGUGAAGUGAGUACUCUUUGAUGAGAGAACCCCAGCAGAGUUUUAAGAUAGCAAAAGAUGCAGCAAAUAAAAGUGUGGCAAUGUCGGCUGUAAACCCUGAAAAAUGUCCUCUUUCCAGUGUACUCCAAAGUAUCCCACUUUCAAAGGUUCUUCCCAACUUCCCUAGCACAAACAUAGAGCACACAUUUAGUAAGUCAUAAAAUGACUUUCUGCUUUCAAAUCAGAUGCUCUGCUACUGAGCUGUGGCACUUGCCAAUGGUAGACACACCUCCCACAACCCCUGUUUCCUCUCUGUCUUCUCCUGCUUUGUUCUCUGAAUGGACAAAAGACAAAGCUGGAAAAUGCUACUAUCAAAUUGCUUGGUGGAUCCGAUUAGGACCGUCCUCUUGCAAAAGGAGCGUAUUAGGAUUGCCCUCUCUGUAAGCUGUGUGUGCUGGGCCCGGGGGUAACCCGAGCAACGCGGUCCAGGUCCAGUCCCGAAUCAGUCUGAGAGGCCAAGGCAGGACACGAGGCAGGAAACCAGGCAAGGUCAGGCUCAGGGUCUCAGGCAGGUUCUAGCAAACAGCAAAGUUGCUCCCACAAUCUGGGGUGGGGUCUGACAGCCUUUUUUCUUUGUCAGGGUAACAGCCAGUCCUGAUCCCCCAGUGACUCACCUCCCUGUCUCGCCCAAAGGCAAGCACUCCUCCUGCGAGUACUCAGGUCUCUCCUUCUCUCAGACCUUAGUCUCUGCAUCUCGGGAGAUGUCCAUGGGUUAAUGGACCCGGGGACUGCCUCAGCCUCUCCUGACCCAACUGGCAGUGGAGCAGCUGCAAGUGAUGGCCCAGCUGAAGGCAACGAGGUCAUCCCUGCAUCUGGAGCCAGGGCAGGCUCAGGCCCCUGACAUGGACCAGCUGGUGCUUGUUGCAGAAGAACCUGUGCAGACUGGGGCUCUUCAGAAUCAUGCCGCAGACUAGGUUCAGAUGCCACCUGAGGCAAAGGAUCCGGUGCGGAUUGAGACUCCUCUGGUUCCGAGUCCGAACCUGAGUCCCAGGCCAUCACACCGUGCAACUUUGUCACAGUUGAGGCACUGCCUUGGAAAGGAGGUUUAGCCUGUAUUUUUCCACUGGCCUGCAAUCUGCCCUUCAACACUCCAAAUAAUCAAAAUCCUUCCAUUUAUUAAUUUAUAGGGUUUGCCUAUAAGAAUAUUUCCCCCCUUAUUUUCCUGAGGAAAGCACAAUAAGUGCUGGCUGGAUGUACAUGUUUCUGCAGGCUAGCACAUGAUUUGCCUUCCAAUCAGACACUAAUAAUAAUAAUAAUAAUACCCCACCCAUCUGCUAGUUUCCCCCAACCACUCUGGGCAGCUCACAGCAUAUAUCAAAACAUAAAAAAGCAAUCAUUAAAACUUCUUGAUACGGGGAAUAAAAUGAGACUCAUCUGGUGUUGGUGGUAGUGCAGAAAGUGUGUAAGUUCUGACCACAGGGUAGGGCAGAGAGGCAGGGGAGUGCUCUAGACCAAAAGAGAAUUCUCCUCUGAAUGUUACUCCUCUGGGUUACUGCAAAAAUAAUGAAUAAGUGUGUGGAGGAUAGGCAAGUAUUUGAUUCUAAGAGGUACACAAUAAAAUAAGUAUUCAGACUGAGUAGUUUCUCCUCUCCUUUUCAGCUACUGGGAUAGUCAACGUCCAAGAAAUAAAGGUCCUGCAAAACCAGAUACAGCCAACUGUGUCAUCAUCACAAGGGGCUGCGACAAAAUUUAUUACUGUUGGCAUGAUGUUUUGUGCCAAGGCCUAAAACGGUGCAUCUGCAAAAGGAAACCUAUGAAAAAGUGGAUGAGAUAAUUGAUAAUCUGCACUCUAUACCACCUUUUCAGUCCUGCUAUUCUGAGGCUGGAAAAGAGCCAUUGUUUUACACCUGCAAAGGCUUAGUUAGGCAGUGAAAUAAAGUGUGGAAGAAUUCAGUAAUA